Messenger RNA from Linum tenue, 3990 nucleotides. Lineage: Eukaryota; Viridiplantae; Streptophyta; Magnoliopsida; Malpighiales; Linaceae. The record is from the annotation of a GenBank genome assembly.
UGGAACUUGGAACUGGAAUGAAAACAGUUUUUACCAAGUACGGGUUCCGCGAACGGGCGUGGGGAUAUUUCCUAAAUUCGUUUCCCAAAGCCACAAGCCCUCAAUACAAUCUAUCCCGCAAUCUCACCAAAAACCCUAGCUCCUUCUGCUUUCUCCCUUCCUUUCUUCCAUGGAAUCCGUCGUCGAGGAAGCUACGAACCCACAGUUCCAUCUCUCAGAUCCCUCCCCUCCGCCGGAAAACCUGGCCCUGGACACUGCCGAGCCGCCUUCUCCUGAAAACCCGCCCCAAUCUCACGACGCGUAUCCCGCUGCCAUAGGCAAUAAUGGCCAGAUCGAGUUCCCGAAGCCUAGGCUCGACUUCACCAAGCCUCUCCUAUCUGAGAAUGGCCUCGCCAACACCAACAGCGGCGACAGGGACUUCUCCGGCGGUGAAGAGGAGACGACGAGCCGUCGCAAGCGGAGGAGCCGCUGGGACCCGCAGCCGGACGGCAGCGGGGGAAAUCAGGCGGCGGAUGGAGGCGGGAGCAAUAACGGUAGCAGUAACAAUAAUAAUAAUGAAGCCGGGAGUGGCACUCGGAAGAGGAAGUCGAGGUGGGCGGAUGAUGAGCCCAAGCCUGUGAUUCAGCUCCCAGAUUUUAUGAAGGAUUUCACCGGAGGUAUUGAAUUCGACCCCGAAAUCCAGGCUUUGAAUGCUAGGCUUCUCGAGAUUAGCAGGAUGUUACAGUCUGGUACGUCUCAGUCUGGUUUGCCUUUGGAUGAUAGACCUGAAGGAGCUAGGUCUCCUUCUCCUGAACCAAUUUAUGAUAACAUGGGAAUUAGGAUUAAUACUAGAGAGUAUAGGGCCAGGGAGAGAUUGAACAAAGAGAGGCAGGAGAUCAUUUCACAGAUCAUCAAGAAGAAUCCUGCGUUUAAGCCUCCUGCUGACUACAGGCCCCCAAAGCUUCACAAGAAGCUCUACAUCCCGAUGAAGGAGUACCCAGGGUAUAACUUUAUUGGAUUGAUUAUUGGACCUAGAGGCAACACGCAGAAAAGAAUGGAGAGGGAAACCGGUGCUAAGAUUGUAAUUCGAGGGAAAGGGUCGGUGAAGGAGGGCAGGUUGCAGCAGAAGAGGGAUUUAAAGCCGGAUCCGUCUGAGAAUGAAGAUUUGCAUGUUUUGGUUGAGGCAGAUACUCAGGAUGCCUUGGAUGCUGCUGCUGGCAUGGUCGAGAAGCUGUUGCAGCCGGUUGAUGAGGUUCUGAAUGAGCAUAAGAGGCAGCAGCUUAGGGAACUAGCUGCUUUGAACGGGACAAUUAGGGAUGAAGAGUAUUGCCGGUUGUGCGGUGAGCCUGGACACAGGCAGUAUGCUUGUCCAUCCCGGACUACAACAUUUAAGAGUGAUGUGCUCUGUAAGAUUUGUGGUGAUGGUGGACAUCCUACUAUUGAUUGUCCUGUUAAGGGAACAACUGGGAAGAAAAUGGACGAUGAAUACCAAAACUUCUUGGCGGAACUGGGUGGGACUAUGCCUGAGUCCUCGAAUAAACAAACUGCCACCUUGGCUUUGGGGUCAAGUGGAUCUGGAAGCAAUCCUCCAUGGGCUAGCAACACUGGCGGUAUUGGCAGUGCGAAUCAAGCUGGACUAGGAGCCAGUGAUGGUAAAUCGACGAAGGAAUAUGAUGAUACCAAUCUUUACAUUGGCUACUUGCCUCCUACUUUUGAUGAUGAUCGUUUGAUCCAGUUAUUCUCUGCAUACGGUGAGAUUGUAAUGGCAAAGGUAAUCAAGGAUCGGGUUACUGGGUUGAGUAAAGGGUAUGGUUUUGUCAAGUAUCGUGAUGUUCAAAUGGCUAAUUCGGCAACUACUGGCAUGAAUGGAGCUCGUGUUGAAGGUCGGACCAUUGCUGUGAGGGUUGCAGGUAAGCCUCCUCAGCCUAGUGUUCCUCCUGGCCCUCCUGCAUCCAGCAUGCCCACAUACCCUGUCUCAAGUCAACCAGUUGGUGCCUAUCCAUCCCAGCAGUUCACCCCUGGUGGUCCUCUUCCACCUGCUCCUCCAGGAAACUAUGCUGCUCCUCAUCCAAGCUAUGGAGGGCCUCCUGUUCCUUGGGGACCACCUGUUCCGUCUCCCUAUGCUCAUUAUCCUCCACCUCCUCCUGGUUCAAACAUGUAUCCUCCUCCUCCACCUCCUCCUGGACACCCAAUGGCACCUUAUGGCAUGCAAUAUCCUCCACCGGUGCCUCCGGCUCCCGGUGCUCCUAGUCCAACUGUGACUUCUGAAGCUCAACAAAGUUACCCACCAGGUGUCCCAUCGGAGAACCACACUUCUGCUCCGCCACCUGCAUCAUCUAACAUCUAUGGGAAUGUUCCACCAAUGCAACCAGUUUACGCAACUGCUUCUCUAGGUUACUCAUCAUAUUAUAGUGCAGUUCCUCCUCCUCCGGCUGCGCCUAUGCCAACAACUGAUCACUCCCAGGGGAUGAGCAAUUUACCUUGGGCACCGAAUCCACCACAACCACCACUUCCAGGAGCUUCCACUGGAGAGAAAACGAACUAUGGAGCUGAUGCUGAGUAUGAAAAGUUCAUGGCAGAGAUGAAAUGAUGGGUCUUUUUGUGUUACUGGUACCUAUUUGUCAAGAGGCCUGAUGUUUCUUGGAGCAACCUGAUUUCUUACAUCUUGCCAUGACUUUGACGUUUGGGACUCACAUCUUUAACCUUGCUGUACUGUUAUGACAUUUGCAGAGAUUUGGGCUGCUAGUUCAAUCCACAGCCUCCCAUAUCAGGGACCCAUCGGAAUUUUGUUGAUGUUCCUCACUGUUUUUGUAGGACUUAAUCGUUAUAUUCUAGUGGAUAAUGGUGCUUUGAUAUUAUGUUUUCAUUUGCUAAUCUUUCCCUUAGUGCCUCAUUUCAAAAUUAUUAUGGAAAUUGGAGACAGGUAUCCUACUGUUGUGUUUUUGUCCUACAGGUUGUUUUCAUUUGGACUCUGAUCUGUGUCAUACUUCCUGUGUUAAGCUCUCAAUAUUUUGUUUUCUUACUGCUCCCAACUUUUCUUGGGCUUUGCAUUCCUUCGAGGCAUUCGAAGGUAUAUAAGCAUUCCCUGGAAUGUGAAGUUAUUUUGGGUAGGUUGGAGAAGCUGCUGCUGCUGCUACUGAUAUAUAUAUAUCUAUGUCUUCAUGUUAUAUUUGGUCAUGGUGCGCUACCUUUGCAUGGUACUUUCUUUCAAUCUACACUGACGAUUCCUUACCGGAAUGUUGAGGUGAUUCUUAUUUCGGUAGGUUCAAAUGGCACUGCUACAGGGGUGUUUGUGGUGUGUGUUAUACUGGAACUCAUUGUCUGGUGCAUUCUCCUGAAACGUGUUAGACGAAUUAGGUGUUUGUUUAGGGUAGUGAUCAAGUUCUUUUGGGCAGAGCUUAAAGCUCUUUUUCUAGUCGGGGGUAACUUAACCUCGAGUUGCAGGUCCUUUCUCAGUGGAUUCAGCCGGCAAAGAAGAUGAUGCAGCUUGGGAAAAUAUUGGGUCAUUGCGUUUUUUUCUUCUUGAUAUUUUCUGACCCUCUUUUCUAACCCCUUGUAUAUGUGAGCUGGUCAGGGAUUGUUGAAAACGGGUGAGGGAAUUUGUUGCCAAGCAAAGACUCUCUCUGAACUUUGUCAAAGGAGAUUCUGGGGUUGGCUAUCGGCUAUUAGUGUUAUUCGUGAAAUGUGUUGUCACGGAGAGUUAGGGUUCCCUUUCUCCAAUGGAACACGGUAAAUGACAUUGGUGGCACUUAUAAAAUAGGAUGAUCACUGUGAACUGGAACUGCUGUAAAUGAGUGUUCUUCAUUUUGAAUUGUCGUCCUACGAUCUUAAUCGAGUUAUGAAAUAGCCCUACUGUUCAAGGGUUUGCGACUGCCUUUUUGCUGGAACGUGAACUCGGUAGCAUAUGUGCCCUUGAUUUGCUUGGUUUCUCAUUUGCUUCUGUUGUGUGUUUGAUUGCGUUUAUGCCUCUGGUGCUUGUGUUCGGAUUGGCCUUGGUAGCUAUUGCUACCU